Molecule: messenger RNA, 1261 nt
Organism: Pteronotus mesoamericanus
Lineage: Eukaryota; Metazoa; Chordata; Mammalia; Chiroptera; Mormoopidae
Product: zinc-alpha-2-glycoprotein-like
Exons: 4
Coding region: 84-977 (297 amino acids)
Biological process (GO): immune response
Cellular component (GO): external side of plasma membrane
Source: RefSeq, a predicted model, not a curated record
CCAUUCCCAAAACUAUAUCUAGCUGUUUACCCAAAGAAUCUCACCAAGACCUGGGGAACCCUGGAAGCUUCCACCCAGACACAAUGUGCACAAUGGUACCUGUCCUGCUGUCCCUACUGCUUCUUCUGGGUCCUGCCAACACCCAAGAUGGGCACUACUCUCUGAGCUUCCACUAUACCGGGGUGUCCAGGCCCGAGGCCAGCUUCCCCAGUUUUCAGGCCACUGGCUACCUCAAUGACCUGGCCUUCCUCCACUACGACAGCGAAAGCGGAGUGGCUGAGCCCUUGGGCCCGUGGACACAGGUGAAAGGAAUGGUGGACUGGGAGAAGGAAACUCAAUUGCAGAAGGCCAGGGAGGACAUCUUCAUGGCGACCCUGAAAGACAUCAUGGGCUAUUACGAGGACAAAGAUGCAGGGAAUCACACUUUGGAGGGAAGGUUCGGAUGUGAGCUUCGGGAUAACAACUACUGUGGAGCAUUCUGGACAUAUAUCUACGAUGGACAAGAGUACAUCAAGUUUAUCACAGGCAUCCCAGGCUGGUUUCCCCGUCAAACAAAAGCUGUGUUUACAAAGGUAAAGUGGGAGACAGAAGGCUCUGUGCAAGCAGCCAAGGACUACCUGGAAGACGAGUGCCCCCGGAAGCUGCAGAACUACCUGCAAUACAGCAAGAAAAUCCUGGACCAUAAAGACACUCCCUCUGUGUCAAUCACCAGCCAGGUGGGCCCAGGAAACAGCAGGACUCUCAAGUGCCUGGCCUACAACUUCUACCCACGACCAGUCAGCAUGUACUGGACUCAGGCAGGCAGCCCAGUGGAGACUGAUGAAUGGGGAGACAUUGUGCUUAGUGAAAAUGGCACAUACCACUCCUGGGUGACAGUGAAAGUCCCCUCUUCGGACAGAGGCCCCUACACCUGCCACGUGCAACACAGCAGCGUGGCCCAGCCCCUCACUGUCCCAUGGAAUGAGGGGCAGGAAUGAGGGGCUGCAGGCGCCUCGGCGUCUGGAGGCCAGGAGCCGCCCCUCCCUUGGGACAGCAGAGGCAUGAUCUCCACAGUGACUGACAUCGCCAUCAGCAAGGCCCAGAGAGGCAUGAGGGAACAGAGGUGCUGAAUUUGGAGACACAAGGCUUGAAUGCCGGGCACUGUGCUGACUCACUGCUGCACUCCCCCCGCCCCCCGAACCCAUUAUCUAGGCUGCGAAGGCGUAGCAACACUAAUCAACUAGUCAAUGUUCAAAAUAAAUCAGAUUGCUCAGCUGUUAAA